This is a messenger RNA of Paramisgurnus dabryanus, 990 nucleotides long. It is a transcript of the gene chchd6b, whose product is annotated as coiled-coil-helix-coiled-coil-helix domain containing 6b. The record is from RefSeq and is a predicted model, not a curated record. Gene Ontology annotation, cellular component: mitochondrion; MICOS complex. Lineage: Eukaryota; Metazoa; Chordata; Actinopteri; Cypriniformes; Cobitidae. Gene Ontology annotation, biological process: DNA damage response; cristae formation.
GUCACGUGAUGUCUGAUAAUUGUGUUUGAUGAUUUUAUCCGCAUGCAGAACGCGCGUCCUUUGACCCUAAUCUCAGUCAGGGUACAUUUACUCGUGUUAUUUUAAUAUUAGUUAUUUUAAUUCUCAUUAUUAUCAGCGCUAAUGGGAGCCGGUGACAGCAGAUCUGUGUCAUACGGUCUGGACGAGGAAGAAAACGUCACUGUUCUGCAGGGAGUUAAGUUAUCAAAUGAUGUUUUUCAACGGAUGAGACAGUCUGGACCGUCUCCAGAGAGACCAGCAUCACCAAAACCAGAGAGUGCCAAAUCUGACCCAGGAUCUGCUAGAUCAUCUCCAGCUGAGAGGCAAGAGGAACUUAGAAGAAGGUUUGAGAGAGAACAGGCUUUGGUCCAGGAUGAGCUGUCUCGCAUCAGUAUAGAGAGAGAGGCUGCAGGUGAAGAUCUGAGAACGAUGAACCGAGAGGAACUGAAGAAUACUCAAGAUCUGCCAGCAGAGUUGUGUUUUCGGGCCCGACAGCUGAGAAAGAAAGAAGAUGAAUUACAACAUCUGGCAAAAUAUUACAAGGAGCAGCUACAACUGAUGGACAAAAAGAAUUCAGAUUUCUACCAGCAGAGUCUACAGAUGUACAGCCAAGACGCAGUUAAAAGAGAGAGCACUGUUAGGUCUUGUAACAUCAGUCCCAUCUGCUCUGAGCUUCAGUCUCAGGUGUUAAACUGCUACAGAGAAAACAAACAUCAAACCCUUCACUGUUCACAGCUGGCCAGACAAUACAUCCACUGCAUCAACUCAUCCAAGAAGAACCUACUGGUGAACGAUGGAUGAAGAUGAUGCUUAAUAAUGAUGAAGAACAUAGCAGGAAGAUAUUGUUCAUCAAUACACAACAUGUGUGUGUGUGUGUUUGCAUGAAUGCAGUGGAUGCAUUUGUGUGUCUGUGCUGGAUUGAUCAGAUGAUCCUGAUUUUACUGUGAGCUAAUAAAUUCUGUAUGAAGUAAA